Lecanosticta acicola is the source of this 1102-nucleotide messenger RNA. The record is from the annotation of a GenBank genome assembly. Lineage: Eukaryota; Fungi; Ascomycota; Dothideomycetes; Mycosphaerellales; Mycosphaerellaceae.
AUGCAGCACGUCUUCUCUCACCAAAGCCCAUAUCACCAGCCCGACUGGCAGCAUCACGCCCAUGCCGCGCACAGCCAGUAUGCUGCUCAGACCCAGGCAGCGGCAGCGGCGAAUGUCGUCGCCCAACAGCAGCAACACUACGGUCGCACGAUGAACGCUGCGGGGCAGAAUAGAGGAGGCAAUACCGGCGGAUUAAAUGCAGUGAGCAACGGUGGAAGUAAUGGCAUGGGUUCAGCGUCUGGUCCGCUAGGAGGUGGAGUAGGACCUGGAGAGCACGGUGCUGGGGGAAGCAUCCUUGGGCCAGGCGACACCAUCAGCGACGACAACAGACGGGUCCUGGACUGGAUUGCUCAGGUCCUCAACGCGAACACCCGCGAGGCCGCCCUGCUGGAGCUUAGCAAGAAAAGGGAACAAGUGCCAGAAUUGGCGCUUAUUUUGUGGCAUUCGUUUGGUGGGUCUGAAGCCGUGGAUGAUAUGAGCGCACGUGCUAAUUGUGCAACGCAGGCGUUAUGACGUCCCUCCUUCAGGAGAUCAUCUCCGUCUACCCUCUCCUGAACCCAUCGCAGCUCACUGCCGCCGCUUCCAACCGCGUUUGCAAUGCGCUAGCGUUGCUACAGUGUGUUGCAUCGCACAGCGAAACAAGAGGCCUGUUUCUAAACGGUACGUACGUUUCCGAUGCCGACCAUACACACGCUAACACUACGCAGCUCACAUCCCACUAUUCUUAUACCCAUUCCUCAACACGACUUCAAAGUCGCGGCCGUUUGAGUACUUGCGCCUUACAUCGCUCGGGGUGAUUGGCGCGCUCGUCAAGAAUGACAGUUCGGAAGUCAUCAACUUCCUACUCACAACCGAAAUCAUUCCGCUGUGUCUUCGUAUCAUGGAGACUGGAUCGGAGCUGAGCAAGACGGUCGCCAUCUUCAUUGUUCAGAAGAUACUUCUCGACGACAUGGGCCUACAAUACAUUUGCCAGACCUACGAGAGAUUCUAUGCUGUGGGCACCGUUCUUUCGAACAUGGUCACUCAGCUGGUAGACCAGCAGACGGUGCGAUUACUUAAGCACGUUGUUCGAUGUUUUCUACGGUCCGUAUUCACCGUAUGA